Molecule: messenger RNA, 1624 nt
Organism: Chaetomium fimeti
Lineage: Eukaryota; Fungi; Ascomycota; Sordariomycetes; Sordariales; Chaetomiaceae
Exons: 2
Coding region: 219-1361 (380 amino acids)
Biological process (GO): regulation of DNA-templated transcription
Molecular function (GO): DNA-binding transcription factor activity, RNA polymerase II-specific; zinc ion binding
Source: RefSeq, a predicted model, not a curated record
AAAACGGAGUGCCCUUGAAUAUUCCUGAACCCUGUCCCGUCUGUCUUACUUAUACAUAUGUGCCCUGGGCCCCUCCAUGCGCGAGCUUGUUCUCACUUACACCUGGAGCUUCCACCUGUUCACCCCUCCCCCCCUUCCCCCCUUCCUACACAAGCACUGUGAAGAGGGAUUGAGACUCAAGACUUCAUCUACCUCCUCCUUCCCUGUCCUCUUCCGCAAUGGACAGCUUACCUACACCACCCAACGAGGAACACGCUAGGCCUCAGGGGCUAAAGCGGCCUCAUGCAGCAUCCAAGUCUCUCAAGACAGCACAUCGGACCCUGAAGCGGACCAGCACCCACAGCCAUCCUCCCUCGCCGGCGCGCGAAAGUCACUCACAGCACGGCGAUGGAAGGCAUAAAAGGGUAUGGAAGGCUUGCGAAAGGUGUCGCAUGAAGAAGACGAAGUGUGACGGAGAGUUUCCGUGCAAGAGGUGUAAGGACGAUGGGUUGAUAUGCACGGCCGGGACUCGAAAGAAGACCGAGUACAAACAGCUACCGCCCGGGUACGCCGAGGUGUUGGAAAACACACAGUUCGUCCUGAUCGCCACAGUCCAGAAGCUCUACUCGAUGGUACGGAACGGAGAACCAUGGGAGCUCGGGGAGCCGGAACUAAACGACCGCGGCCAACCCGUGAUUCACAACGUCGCCGCCAAGCUCGGCUGCUUGCGGCCGAACAGCGACCUGGACCUCCCGAUCCAUUCGAUAUUCCCCGAGGACGAGGCAGGGAUGGCCGAGUUGGCUCGGCAAUUGCAGGACCACGCGGCGACAUCGACAACAGCAGGUACUACAUCGCAGGGCAGCAGCGGUAGCAGUAGGCAAGAGGCGGAAUCGAAUGGAAUCUACAACCGGACCGACCGAGCCAGCUCGUCUGCCGCGUCAGACGUCGAGCACUCGGACCUCGACCAAGAACCCGACUACCGAAAGGCCGCGUUUGGCGCCGCCAGCGCGGUCAGCAUGUCCCCUGCCAGCCUCGGCUAUCCCGACUUUGACAUAUCCCCACCACCAGCAGGGCCGUCCGACGGGUUUCCGCCUAGCCAACACUCGCCCACCCUUCCCGCACACCCCAACAACUUCCAAUGGAUGAACCGGCCGGCUUCGAUGGAUUUCACGACCCAGCAGUUAUGGAUGGCAAGCCAGGGUUUUAUGAGCACCGAGAUGAUGUCUUCUGGGGUUCUUGGCUCCAACUAUGCGACCAAGCCCGCCGGUUUCUCGUCUUCAUGUCGGAAUCCCGAGGUCAUGAUGGGGAUGGGCGAUCCCAUGAUCUUCUCCGGGUACGAAGAAGACAAGCUACGGCCACUUUUUCCGAAUUCGAACAUCUAACUAGGGUUUUGGGCUUCUGUUUACGGGGUGGGAGUUUAACGGGCUGAAUGGGCUACUUGAAACGGGCUUCUUUGAGGGUUCCGGCGGGGCGUUAUGGCACAGGCGUACGGCAGAGGAGAAGGGGUUCAACCAUGGGCAUUGGCAGCGGCUGGUUUGCGCCCUGUGGGACGGGCUGUACAAAUACGGGAAUGAUUUGGAUCGGUUGGCGAGCACUUGCGCCUCGAUGUGAGAGACCAAGCAAGCACGAGAAACGGUGGACAUAU